GCCUAUCAGUGCCAAUCAGUGCCACCUAUCAGUGCCGCCUAUCAGUGCCAUCAGUGCCUCCUCAUCAGUGCCCAUCAGUGCAGCCUAUCAGUGCGCAUCACUGCAGCCUCAUUAGCGCACAUCUGUGAAGGAGAAAAAUCACUUAUUUACAAAAUUUUAUAACAAAAACUAAGAAAAAACUUUUUUUUUCAAAAUGUUCAGUUGUUUCUGGUUUGUUUAGCAAAAAAUAAAAAACCCAGAGGUGAUUAA
Staurois parvus is the source of this 249-nucleotide messenger RNA. Lineage: Eukaryota; Metazoa; Chordata; Amphibia; Anura; Ranidae. The record is from the annotation of a GenBank genome assembly.